AUGGUGAAGCUUUUCUGGGUUAGCAUUGUAAUAGCACUUGUUUUCAUCAAAUUGGUUGAUGCAUAUCACAUCAAUGAAACUGAACUCUCUAUCUUAGAAGCUCAUGAAGGUUAUUCUUUUUCUUCCAACCUUGUGAAUCAGCCUCGCAUGGUGGGAAUCACCUUUAUUCAAUCUGCUGCUGCUAAAGGAGCUGUCUGCUUGGAUGGAACAUUGCCUGCUUAUCAUUUCGACCGCGGAUACGGAUCGGGAGCAAACAGCUGGAUUGUUAACUUAGAGGGAGGUGCGUGGUGUAAUAACGUUAGAACAUGCGUUUAUCGCAAGACUACACGGCGUGGAUCAUCAAAUUUCAUGGAGAAGGCGAUACCUUUUACGGGAAUAAUGAGCAAUAAUCCUCGAGAGAAUCCAGAUUUCUUUAACUGGAAUAGAGUGAAAAUUCGUUACUGUGAUGGUGCUUCUUUUACCGGUGAUAGUGAAAAUAGGGUAAUUCCUGGCAAUCUGAUACUCAACAUGCUUCUCCAUCACCUCUCACCUAAUAGUUUUCACAUGGGAAGAACUCUCUUGCACCACACCAUCAUUUGCAACAAUGAAAGAGCAUUGAAUGUACUUCUGAAUAAUGGGGUUGAUACAGAAUUGGCCCUUCAAACUACUGAAGAAGAAACCAAUCUAUACCCUAUUCACAUGGCUGCACGCCUCGGACUAUGCAACAUUCUUCAAUGUUUGAUUAAUGGUAACUGUAACUUGGACUCGCAAACAAAACUUGGUGACACGGCGUUGAUGGUUUGCACAAGGUAUAAACAUGAGAAGUGUCUAAGAGUUUUAGUAUCAUCAGGAGCUGAUUUGGGGAUAGUAAAUUCGUUUGGUCAUUGCGCAACUUCAACAGCAACUUCUAUUCAUUGGACUAAAGAAUAUCAGAAAGCAGUUUUGGAUAUAAUUAGAGCCAGAAAGGUUGUUAAGUCUAGCAAUGCGUCUAGAUUUUCAUCUUUGUUAUUCGUCACUCACGCGAAUGACAUAGAGGCUUUGAAAAAAGUCGUUGAAAACAGAAACAUAAAUCUAGAUGAGCAAAAUGAGAGUGGAUUUUCAGCUGUCAUGAUAUCUGCUUCAGAGGGUAGCGUGGAGGCAUUCAAGUUGCUUCUUCACGCUGGAUCUGAUGUAACCAAUCUUAAAAACAAAGAUGGUUUAACAGCUCUAGAUAUCAUAAAUUUGAAACAAAAUGGUGAAGAUGGUCAUAAGGUGAUGUUUGAAUAUGCACUUAAAAAGGGAUGUUUGAAUAUUAGUACUUUAGCCGAAGCGAAUACUCUUCACCGUGCAGCUUGUUAUGGAGAUAUAAACAUGGUUGAAAAACUACUAAAGGAAGGGAAUUACGAUGUGAAUGGUUUUGAUGAAAAUGGAUAUACACCAUUGAUGUUAGCUGCCAGAGAAAGUAAUGGAGAAAUGUGUGGCCUUUUGAUAUCUCAUGGAGCAAAAUGUGAUAUUAAGAAUGAAAGACAUGAAACAACACUUUUACUUGCAAGAGAAAAAAAUUUGAAAGGAAAUGAUGCAGAGAAUGUGAUCAUGGAUGAGUUAGCUAGAAGAGUAGUAUUGUGCGGUGCGCGUGUGAAGAAACAUACAAAAUGUGGUAAAGGACUUUCAUGA
Vicia faba (fava bean) is the source of this 1632-nucleotide messenger RNA. Lineage: Eukaryota; Viridiplantae; Streptophyta; Magnoliopsida; Fabales; Fabaceae. The record is from the annotation of a GenBank genome assembly.